AUGUUGACGAAGAUUGUUAGUGGCGUGGGGAAGUUUCUGAAAGUGGAUAUGGCUACAUUGAAUAGGGAGAAACUACAAUUUGCGCGGGUAUUGGUAGAAGUGGAAUUUGGGCAGGAAUUUCCAGAUGAGAUUGAAUUUGAAAAUGAAAAGGGGUUGACCAUUUAUGUGGAGGUGAAGUAUGAUUGGAAACCAACCUUCUGUAAAGGUUGUAAAGUAUUUGGUCAUGAGGAAUCAAGUUGCAGGAGGAAGAAAACCUCGGUGUGGGUUGCUAAACCUGGGGUAAGUAACGUUCCAGUGGCAGUGGUACCAGUUACAAAUGUGGUGAGGCAUAGUGAUCAAGUUGAUGGUGAAGGCUUCCAGGAUGUUAGAAGAACUAUCAGAAAUCCAAAUAGUCCUGCACCUGCUACAGUGAUUAGAAAUUCGUUUGAGGCCUUGGAGCUAUUGAAUGAAGAUAUGGAGGUGGGGGUGAGUAGCUGGGACAUUGAACCUAUCAGAUCAUGUCUUGAUGAAUGUGGUUUAUAUGAUAUGAAAUGCUCUGGUAAUAGGUUCACAUGGAACAAUAAACAGGAAGGCAAUGAUAGGGUUUUUGCAAAGCUGGAUAGAGUUUUGAUUAAUGAUCAUUGGGAGGAGGUAUAUCAGAAUGUAUGGACUGCCUUCCUUAAUGAAGGGGAAUUUGAUCACUCCCCAGCAAUUGUAGCAGGGAAUGAGAGUCAUGGGCAAUGCAAGAAGCCCUUUAAGUACUUCACAAUGUGGAAGCAAUCACCUCAAUUUGAGGAGCUGGUGAAGAAAUGUUGGCAGGAGAGGGUGAUGGGAGAUAGGAUGUAUGUUGUUACUCAGAAGCUUAAGAGUGUGAAGAAUGAGCUGAAGAGGCUUAACAAGUCUGGUUUUCUGGAGAUACAGGCUGAUGUUAUUAAGGCAGCUGCUGACUUGGAAGAUAUCCAAAGGAGAAUGCAUGAAGAUCCGAGUAAUAUUCAGCUUGCUGAUGAAGAGAUUUUGAUGGGGAAGAAAUACAAAAGGAAGAAAUCAGCUUAUAUGUCCUUCUUACAACAGAAGGCUAAAGUUGGGUGGCUUAAAGAUGGUGAUGAUAAUUCAGCAAUUUUUCACCAAAGCAUCAGACAGAGAAGAGUAAUUAACUCUAAUAUGGCAUAUAUAAUAUGUCUGAUUACCCCAGUGAACUGGGAGGUGGUUAGAGCUGGCAACAUUCUCACUCAGGAGCAUAAAGAGUUACUGUUGAGACCAUACACUGCUGAGGAAGUGAAGAAUGUCAUAUUUGCCAUGGAUGGAAAUAAAGCUCCUGGUCCUGAUGGAUUUGGGAGUUUUUAUUUCAAAGACACUUGGCACAUUGUGGGUGAGGACAUUACAACUGUUGUUCUGGACUUCUUCCAACAUGGUAAAAUGUUGAAAUCUCUAAACACAACUCUUAUUACUCUCACUCCUAAAACCUCUUGUCCUAAGAAUGGGGCAUUUGUGCAUAGUAGGAACAUUAUCCACAAUAUUAUGAUUGUGCAAGACCUUGUUAGGCAUUAUAAUAGGAAGUCUACUAAGCCUGGCUGCAUCAUUAAGUUAGAUAUGCAAAAAGCAUAUGAUACUAUUAACUGGAGUUUUUUGAAGGAGAUGCUUCUUGCUUUAGACUUCCACAAGUUUUGUGGAUUUAGUCAUGGAAUGUGUCUGCACACCAAAAUUUUCCCUGAUGAUAAAUGGGGAAAUGCAUGGUUUUUUCUCAUCAAAGAGAGGUUUGAGACAAGAUGUAAGGCAACAAAGCUCACACAUCUUAGCUUUGCUGAUGAUCUUAUUCUGUGCUCAAAGGGUGAUUUUGCAUCAGUAUACUUAAUGUUGAGAGCCUUCAGAUUAUUCUCUGAUUCCUCUGGUCUAAAGAUCAAUACUAAGAAGUCAUCCUUCUACUGUUGUGGGAUUCAGGAAGGUGAAAUUAUGAGAAUUCAGAAUGUGUCUGGUAUUACUAGAGAAAUACUCCCCUUUAAAUAUUUGGGGGUCCCUAUUUGUUCUAAAAGAAUUUCAGCUGCUCAAUGUGAGAAUUUGGUGGAUAAAAUGACAGCUAAAAUUCGGAUCUGGAGUACAAGGCAUAUUUCUUGUUCUGGGAGAGUGCAACUUGUUAACUCAGUGUUAAUGAGUAUUCAUGGCUAUUGGGGUCAUGUAUUUGUCCUGCCUAGUAGUGUCAUAAAAAAGAUUGAAGCAGUGUGCAGGGCAUUCCUAUGGGCAGGUGCUUACUACUCAGCUAGGGGAGGAUAUGUUGCUUGGCAGGAGGUGUGUAAUAGCAAGAGUAAAGGAGGUUUGGGGUUUAGAAACAUCAGCAACUGGAACAAAGCUUGUUUAGGCAAGCAUGUGUGGGCUGUGGCUACCAAGAAAGAUACAUUAUGGGUGAGAUGGGUGCACUCAGUCUACAUAAAGGAUGUUGACUGGUGGGAGUACAAUACUCCUACUGGUAGUAGUUGGUAUUGGAGACGCAUAUGUGAGGUUAAAAAUCUCAUGAAGAAUUAUUAUAGUAGACAGGAGGUUCAGCAGAUGAAUAAGUUUAGGAUUCAAGAUAUGGUGGAAAAAUUAGCUGAGGAAAGACAACAUGUUUCCUGGGAUCAAUAUGUCUGGAAUAGACUCAGUGUGAAUAGGUUUAAGUUCAUUAAUUGGUUGGCUAUGAGAAGGAGAUUACAUACAGCAGAUAAGGUCCAGAUUUAUGAUCCAAAUGCUCCUACUGAUUGCUGGAUAUGCUGUGAUGCCACUGAAACACAAGAACAUCUGAUGUUUUCAUGCUAUUAUAGCAGAGAGUUGCUAAGAAAAAUCAGGAACUGGAUCAAUAUGGAUUCCACAUGUGAAGACCUGAAUAGACUGUGGUCCAUGGUUGAUGAUAAACUUACUACAUGUAUUCAAAGUUUAAAUAAAAUAGAAGAAGAAGAAGAAGGUGAGGAAGCUAUGGGUUACAUUGCUAUGAUCAUCUCUUUUCGUAAUACUAUUGAACUUGCUACAAAAGAAGCAAAGUGUAUCGUUGAGUAUUUGGAAUCUCUUAUUGAGAAGUGA
This is a messenger RNA of Beta vulgaris subsp. vulgaris (sugar beet), 3027 nucleotides long. RefSeq lists its product as uncharacterized. Bases 1 to 3027 code for a protein of 1008 amino acids. The record is from RefSeq and is a predicted model, not a curated record. The transcript has 6 exons. NCBI's taxonomy places the organism in Eukaryota, Viridiplantae, Streptophyta, Magnoliopsida, Caryophyllales, Amaranthaceae.